AUGUCCGUUCUGGCGCGCGCUUCCCGCACCUCCGCGGUGUUUCGCACUGCAUGCUCUCGCCUUGCCUCGCCGGCGAUUGCAUGGGGGCGAUUACUGUCUGCUGGCGCAUCCCCUGCUUCCGCCUCCCCAUCUUCCGCCCCUUCCGCCGAUGCCUCCGCAGCUCUCGCGGGUGAUUAUGGCGCAGGUCGCGUGCCAGGCGAAGCCGCGGCGUCGAGUGGGAGAGUCGCAUCGCCGAGCGUUGAUGGCGAAGAGGUGGCGAAGUUUGAGGCUCUCGCCAGCCAAUGGUGGGAUCGCAGGGGACCUCACGCUCCCCUACAUGCCAUGUCAGCUGCCCGCGUGGCGUUCGUGCGUGAUGCCAUGUGUCGGCACUUUGGUCUGAAUGCAGAUUCUGCCCGACCGCUGGAAGGGCUGAGAGUGCUUGACGUGGGUUGUGGGGGCGGGCUUCUUUGUGAGCCGCUGGCUCGACUGGGAGCUACAGUGACAGGCGUUGAUGUGACACGUGUCAACACACAAGUGGCUGCUGCUCACGCUGCAAGGGAUCCUAUCACCCGUUCCAUAUCCUACAAGUGCAUCUCUGCAGAGGAGCUUGCAGCACAGGGGGCUACUUUUGAUGCCGUGCUCUCAUUGGAGGUGAGCGUGCUUUUCCUCUCCACCAUCAACCGCACCGCUCGCUCCUUUGCCCUCGCCAUCGCUGCUGCAGAGUACCUCCUCUCUAUAGUCCCGCGGGGCACGCAUGAUUGGAACAAGUUCAUCACCCCUCUGGAGCUGGCCCUCAUGCUGCGACGAGCCCACUUCCAGCUGGCAGAGACACGUGGCAUGGUGUUCGACCCAGUCAGCAACAGGUGGAGCCUCUCUAAAGAUGACGUGGCAGUCAAUUACAUUGCCAUGGCAACUCGUGUGGAGGAGUAG
Messenger RNA from Closterium sp. Yama58-4, 909 nucleotides. The record is from the annotation of a GenBank genome assembly. NCBI's taxonomy places the organism in Eukaryota, Viridiplantae, Streptophyta, Zygnematophyceae, Desmidiales, Closteriaceae.